CCCGCGGUCCUGCCACUGCAUGCCCUGCUGCCGCCCGCCCAGCGGCAUGACCCGCUGCCCGCUGCCGUGCGACGACGGCAACGGCUUCGAGGAGGACGAGGAGCCGCCCCCGCGCUGCCGACACCCGUGCCUGGGCUUCUAGAGCGUAGGGCCGGGGCAGCGAGCGACGAAGCGCGGACGCGCCUACACUUGCGUGCCAUGAUUGCAGUUGCGGCGGCUGCGGCUGCGGCUGCGGCUGCGGAGGUUGUUGCUCGGGCGGGAACUGCGGUCCCGUGGGCCGCUACUGGUCGCUUUGUUCCUGUGGAUGCGCUUGCAACAGCUGUCACUGAAGGCUCGUCUGGAAGCGAGGCUUUUCCUGGCGAGCCUCAGAUGUCACGCACAUCAUUACCAUCACACAUUUUCUAUUUUGGCUGCUCUGUGUGUGGAACUCCAUACUUCAAAAAUCUUCAAGCAUACAUCAUGGAAGCGUUGUCUCGGCAUUCUGACCAGUUAGAGGCUUCGUCGUCGAGGUUAGCGUCAAUAGAAACAACCAAGCCCUCUGAAUUACGUCUGUGCCUCCACAGGAUGGGAACAUGAAAUG
Gryllus bimaculatus (two-spotted cricket) is the source of this 580-nucleotide messenger RNA. The record is from the annotation of a GenBank genome assembly. Lineage: Eukaryota; Metazoa; Arthropoda; Insecta; Orthoptera; Gryllidae.